AGGCGCCCUGCCCAGCGCGGCGGCGCUCAGGGCGCGCGCAGCGCGCGCCGCUGCGGUGGCGCCCCCCGUGGGCCGUCGCGCCCUCUGGCGCGCCCGGCGGCGCCGCGGCAUGGCGACUGCGGCGCCUCCAGAGGGGCAGGCCGAGCACGAGGACUACACUGAAAGUGAUGACGAGGGUGUAGACCAGUACAAGAAGGGUGGCUACCACGUUGUGAACAUCGGGGAGGUUUACAACAGCCGCUACCGGGUCGUCGCGAAGCUGGGCUGGGGCCACUUCUCGACCGUAUGGCUGUGCGAGGACACGC
Molecule: messenger RNA, 305 nt
Organism: Prorocentrum cordatum
Lineage: Eukaryota; Dinophyceae; Prorocentrales; Prorocentraceae
Source: the annotation of a GenBank genome assembly